GGUAAAUCAGCUUGUGUGCCAUAAGGGUCUUUGAGAGUUAGGCGUUGCUGCUAGUUUUUUACUUUGUGCAAUACAGCUGGUGGCUCUCUUGUUGAGUGGCAUUUAUCUUGGCCAUCUGCAGUGUGUCCUCCUCCUCCUCAUUGUCAUCAUGUCUUCUGCUGAAGAGGAGACAAAGACAGCGAGCCCCGAGAGCACAGAAGAGGAGCAUUGGUGUGUCCUGAAAAAGGUGUCUGAUCUGCCCCUGGUCAGUUCCACCUAUGAGAUGGUUUCUGCUUCUUACACAUCUGCCAAGGAGUCCCACCCAGCCAUCCAGGCAGUUUGUGAUAUGGCAGAAGUAGGAGUGAAGGCUAUUGCUACAACAGCAGCCAGUGGGGCACAACCUCUCCUGGAUAAACUUGAACCACAAAUUGCUGUGGUGGACAAUAUUGCCUGCAAAUCUCUGGACAAGUUGCAAGAGACAUUGCCUGUUGUGCAGCAGGCUGUGGAAAAGGUAAUGGCCAUAACUUCAGAGGAGAAAGCAACAAUGCCUUCAAGUCUUGCUUUUAUGUUCCGUGUCACAGCUUUGAAAACUCUCUUCCAGAUAAAGUAUACCAAGAGGUCCGUGGAUCAGAAAGUUCAGGACAAGCUGCAGCGGAUGUGGCAGGAGUGGAUUAAAGGCCAGCCGAGCCAGACCAGUGAAGCCAAUCAGGUGGAGAUGGAAUCCCGGGCUCUGAAGAUCUCCCACAACAUUGCCCAGAAGAUGCAGGCUAACUGCUUGAAGCUCCUGGCUGACAUGCAAGGCCUCCCUGAUGCUCUCAAAGAGAAGGUCCAGCAGGCUCACAACAACAUGGAGGAGUUGCAGGCUGCCCUCUCCAAGGCCAACUCCUUCGAGGACGUUCCCAGUGGCUUCCUGAAGGAGAGCCAAGAGAAGAUUGACAAGGCCCAGGCGGCUGUGCAAGAGGUCAUGGAGUAUGUGACCAAGAAUGCUCCCCUCACGUGGGUGGUUGGGCCCUUUUCUCCUGCAGGAGCCUCUUCGGGAGAGUCAGCAGAAAGAGAAGAGAACACAAAAGCAGCUGCCUAAAGGAACCCCUUCACCAGACUUAAGAGUUCUGCUGUGGAACUCCAGGUUCUCAUUGUCUACCUCUCAUAGACUCAAUUUGUAGCUUGUAAAGAUCACAGUGUAAACAAAGGCACGUAUAAGGAGUAAACGCUUCACUGCUGGUGGUAAAUGAAGUAGUCCUUGCACAUUCUUUAGACAGAUGAGGUGGCAGCGUGCUUCCCGAAGAGCAAGAGAUGUUUCCAACGGUCCUUUUAGAAGUCUGUGUAGGUUUAUUAAGGAACAUGUAUAAUGGGGUUCUUCCUUUGCACCAUUGCACAAUCAGGUUAUUUCACUGUCCAUCAAUCGGCUGUGCAGGGUGUGUCUGAUUUGUUGUGGCGUACACAGAUCUAGGCCUGGUAUAAGGGAGGCGAGUGCAGAUGGGAUGUGCUGUGUGUCUUUUAUACAUUGCAUUUUUGCAAAUAAAAUGUGAGUGCAGUGAAAA
Messenger RNA from Pogona vitticeps (central bearded dragon), 1520 nucleotides. The record is from RefSeq and is a predicted model, not a curated record. Lineage: Eukaryota; Metazoa; Chordata; Lepidosauria; Squamata; Agamidae.